Coffea eugenioides is the source of this 378-nucleotide messenger RNA. RefSeq names its product 60S ribosomal protein L9-like. Gene Ontology annotation, molecular function: rRNA binding; structural constituent of ribosome. Gene Ontology annotation, biological process: cytoplasmic translation. The record is from RefSeq and is a predicted model, not a curated record. The transcript is spliced from 3 exons. Gene Ontology annotation, cellular component: cytosolic large ribosomal subunit; ribosome. The coding region runs from base 1 to 378 and encodes 125 amino acids. NCBI's taxonomy places the organism in Eukaryota, Viridiplantae, Streptophyta, Magnoliopsida, Gentianales, Rubiaceae.
AUGGCCUUUUCUGACAUGCCUAUAAGGACACUUGCUGCUCCACCAUUUCCAGCCCCCCUCCCCUCUCUCUGUGGAGGUGUUGGGCGUACUGCUCAGGCCAAGAAUAGGCAUUCAAAUGGACAGGGUCGCUGGCCUGUUAAAUCUGCUAGCUUCAUUUUGGAUUUGCUCAAGAAUGCUGAAAGCAAUGCAGAGGUGGAAGGACCCCGCGGGAAGCUUACUCGCAACUUCAAGCAUCUCAACCUCGACUUCCAGCUCAUCACCGAUGAGGCCACUGGAAAGAGGAAGCUCAAGGUCGAUGCUUGGUUCGGCUCCCAGAAGACUACUGCCGCCAUUCACACUGCCCUCAGCCACGUUGAGAACUUCUAUCAGCCACGUUAA